Molecule: messenger RNA, 695 nt
Organism: Balaenoptera acutorostrata (minke whale)
Lineage: Eukaryota; Metazoa; Chordata; Mammalia; Artiodactyla; Balaenopteridae
Gene: SERF2
Product: small EDRK-rich factor 2
Exons: 4
Coding region: 54-458 (134 amino acids)
Source: RefSeq, a predicted model, not a curated record
UCGUACUGAACGAGGGGACGCAACGGAGGCAGGCCGGAGCCGCUGCCGUCGCCAUGACCCGCGGUAACCAGCGCGAGCUCGCCCGCCAGAAGAAUAUGAAAAAGCAGAGCGACUCGGUUAAGGGAAAGCGCCGAGAUGACGGGCUUUCUGCUGCCGCCCGCAAGCAGAGUGCCCCAUCAUCUCUACCCCCAGGGACUCGGAGAUCAUGCAGCAGAAGCAGAAAAAGGCAAACGAGAAGAAGGAGGAACCCAAGUAGCUUUGUGGCUUCGUGUCCAACCCUCUUGCCCUUCGCCUGUGUGCCUGGAGCCAGUCCCACCACGCUCGCGUUUUCUCCUGUAGUGCUCACAGGUCCCAGCACCGAUGGCAUUCCCUUUGCCCUGAGUCUGCAGCGAGUCCCUUUUGUGCUUCCUUCCCCUCAGACCCUGAACAUCAUCCUACGGAUGGAGUUGAGGUCCUAAGAAGGAAGGCUGCAAGACCUAAAUUUAUGCCCCUCUUCCUCAUUCUUCCUCAGUUUGUUUGCCUGCUUGGAAGUUGGCCCAGAUCCUGCUGCUCACUGACUUCCCAUGGUUAGCUGCUCUCAAGUGGUCACAUUCUCUUCUGUUCUGUCAUUCCUCAUGUGAGGGUGGUUUUUGUCGUCCCAUUUCCUUUGACCUCAACAUCAGGAUUAAAACCUAGGGUAGUCUCUGUGCUCCUUU